Xyrauchen texanus (razorback sucker) is the source of this 3478-nucleotide messenger RNA. RefSeq names its product TBC1 domain containing kinase (gene tbck). The coding region runs from base 159 to 2840 and encodes 893 amino acids. The record is from RefSeq and is a predicted model, not a curated record. The transcript has 26 exons. Gene Ontology annotation, biological process: protein phosphorylation. NCBI's taxonomy places the organism in Eukaryota, Metazoa, Chordata, Actinopteri, Cypriniformes, Catostomidae. Gene Ontology annotation, molecular function: ATP binding; protein kinase activity.
UAUGGUCACGUGUGGUUCAGCUGUUUACAGUAGCAGGAAGAGUCUACCGUGCUAUCAAAAUCACAAAAACAUCAUUGGAAUUAUAAGUGGAGACGUGAAUCAAAUGAACAAUGUUCCAUUUCAACUAAACGGUGUGUUUGUUAGGCAUCAGAUGCGCCAUGCAGCCCCUCAGAGAAGCUGAGCUGGGGGCCUCCACCUUCUUUGCCUCUCCUCUUCCUCAUGAUGUGUGCGGGAGCAAUGGUCUUCCUCUAACGCCCAACUCCAUCAAGAUACUGGGGCGCUUCCAGAUCCUCAAGACCAUCACCCAUCCCAGACUGUGCCAAUAUGUGGACAUCACCAGAGGAAAGCACGAACGGCUGGUUAUUGUGGCCGAGCACUAUGAGAAAAGCCUGAAGGAUCUGCUGAAGCAAGGGAAACCAGUCAGUUUAGAGAAGGUGCUACAUAUUGCCUAUGAAGUUCUGGAAGGUUUGGAGUUCAUGAAUAAACACAGAAUGGUGCACCGUGCCCUGGCCCCCCACAACGUGCUCCUGGAUCGUGAGGGUAAAGUGAAGUUGGCCAAAUUCGGACUGUAUCACAUGACUGACCACGGAGCAGAUGUGGACUUCCCCAUUGGGUAUCCAUCUUACCUGCCUCCAGAGGUGAUUGCUCAAGGCUGUUUCUAUUCCAGUGACCCCUCCAUCACUGAGGCCCCUCUUCCUUCAGGGCCCAAAACAGACGUUUGGUCUCUCGGGGUUCUUCUGUUUGAACUCUGUGUGGGAAGGCAGAUUCUACAGAACAUUGAUAUUACUGAGAGAAUGAAAUUCAUCAUCACCUUAGGAUGCAUGGAUGACAUAAUCACUGUUCUGGCAGAGGAACAUGGGUGCUUGGAUACAAUUACGGAACUGCCUGAAAAUGUGCAGGAUUUAUUGAGGAAAUGCCUGACGUUUCUCCCUUCAAAAAGGCCCACCCCUGCUGAGCUUCUGGGGGACUCUGUUUUCGAGAGCAUUUCUUCCCAGUAUAUACCCUAUGACAGCCCUGUGUGUCUGUUUUCCGCCUCCCCCCGCUGUGCACAUUUGGAGCUUCCUGAGGACCUCAGUGAACUCUGGAAAGAUGAUUGUGAGAACUACCUGUCUGAGAGAGCUAUAGAUGAGGUGUAUCACCUUUGGUGUCUGGCGGGAGGAGACCUGGAGAAAGAACUGACCAAUCAAGAGAUCAUCCAAUCCAAACCUCCAGUCUGCACACUUCCCAAGUUCAUUUUGGAGGAUGGUGAAUCUUUUGGUCAACGGAAAGACCGAAGUUUCCUCCUGGACGAUACGAUUGUGACACUUUCCCUAUAUCAGCUCAAAAAUAGACUGAAGGAUGUGGCUGGAGAGACAUACUACCCAUUAUUAGAUAAUGACCAAUCCGGUCUGCCACAGUCGAACAGCAGUAAUGAACUGUCAUCCACUGUCACACUGCCGCUCAUUAUCCGAGAGAGAGACACCGAGUACCAGCUCACACGCAUUGUUCUCUUCGACAGACUGCUCAAGGCGUACCCAUACAAGAAGAUUCAGAUUUGGAAGGAGGCGAGAGUGGAUGUCCCUCCACUUCUCAGAGGUCUGGCUUGGGCUGCUUUACUGGGAGUUGAGGGAGAUAUCCAAUCAAAAUACGACAGCAUCGAUAAGGACACGUCCAUCCCCACUGACAGACAGAUCGAAGUGGAUAUCCCUCGCUGUCAUCAGUACGAUGAGCUGCUGUCUUCACCUCAGGGUCACAUCAAGUUCAGACGGGUCUUGAAGGCCUGGGUGGUGUCUCAUCCUGACCUGGUCUACUGGCAAGGAUUGGAUUCACUUUGUGCACCUUUCCUGUAUCUCAAUUUCAACAAUGAAGCUCUUGCAUAUGCAUGCAUGUCGGCCUUCAUCCCCAAAUAUCUAUACAACUUUUUCCUGAAGGACAACUCUCAUGUAAUACAAGAAUAUCUGACUGUCUUCUCACAGAUGAUUGCAUUCCAUGAUCCCGAGCUUAGCAAUCACCUCAAUGAGAUUGGAUUCAUACCAGAUCUGUACGCAAUCCCAUGGUUUCUUACAAUGUUUACCCACGUGUUUCCCCUGCACAAGAUCUUUCACCUGUGGGACACUCUGUUAUUAGGAAACUCUUCCUUCCCUUUCUGCAUCGGUGUGGCUAUUCUACAGCAGCUGAGAGACCGUCUGCUGGCCAAUGGCUUCAACGAGUGCAUCCUGCUCUUCUCUGAUCUGCCUGAGAUUGACAUUGAACGCUGUGUCCGCGAAUCCAUCAACCUUUUCUGCUGGACUCCGAAAAGUGCCACUUACCGGCAGCAUGCACAGCCAAACAAACCUGCCAAUGACAGUAACAGCUUUGGGAAAACACCCUCGUACUACUCUUCAGAAUAUCAGGAGCUGCCCAAAACGGACCUGAGCCGUGAGCCGCUGAAGCUGAGCGAGCUGAAAGCAGAAUUCUCUCCGCGUAUAUCUGUCGAAGAUCUCAUUGACCUGUGUGAGCUGAGUGGACCGGCAAACUUUAAAACCCCCGUCAGGAGGGCCAGGACUGGGAAACCCAAGAUCCUGGCAGUGGACAUCCGGAGCCUUGAGGACUUCAGUCGUGGUCACAUCCCAGGCAGCAUUAAUAUUCCAUACACCUCUACGUUUGGUCCAGAGGGAGAACUGCUCCAAUGCCCCACCGCCAGUACCCUUGCUGGGUAUAGAUUCCGUGUCAUCGUGAUCCUCAGCAACAUCAUGAAGAAUGCCACAACGUUUGCAGCUCAUCUAGUGAAGGUGAAUUUCCCUCGUGUUUGUGUCUUGGAUGGUGGAAUGAACAAAAUGAAGUCUACUGGCCUGCUUACCGUACCAUCACCACAGAUAUAACACAAUGUUUUGUUUGGGUUUAAUUGAAAUUGUCUCGUAAAGGACAUUCAUAUAGUGACACCAGGCUUAUAGAUUUUUUCUCUGAAUCAUGUCAAAGAGUUUAACUUAAAAAGUGAAUGACAAAACUGCAUUCAGUAGUGAUUUGUUCCUGCUGCAGGAAAUGUACUCCUGGGACCAAAUAAGUGAAUAAAACCAAGUUUGUUUGUUUUUUUCUUCUGUGGAACACAAAAGGUGAAUUUUAAAGACUAGCCAUUUUUUUCUCUUCAUAUAAUGACUCAUUUAGAAAUUAGUCUAAAGAAAUCACCAAGAAGUUCACCUUUUGCAUUGCACAGAAGAGAGUUUGGAAUAACACAAGGGUAAAUGAUGAACUAUACCUUUAAAGUGUUUCAUUUAUAAAAAAUAAAAUAUAAAGUUUCUAAAUGGAAAAUUAUUGCUUAAUUUUUAUUGUUAUUUUUAGUUUCAUUGUUUUGAUCGUUUUUAAAAACCAAUGUAGAGAAUCUUAAAAAAAAAUGUCUUUCUCUUUCCGUACUGAGACGGGCACAGAAAUGAAUAAAAUCCCAGGUGCUGUUUAUUGUGAAACCAAAAAUAAAUGGUGCACCAUAAUGCGGGACUUUUAACCACGAAUAAAUGUACUUAUU